Messenger RNA from Prunus armeniaca (apricot), 552 nucleotides. Lineage: Eukaryota; Viridiplantae; Streptophyta; Magnoliopsida; Rosales; Rosaceae. The record is from the annotation of a GenBank genome assembly.
AUGGGCUUGGUGGAUCUGGGCAGUGCGUAUGUCGGAUUUGGGCGGCGUGGGGAUCAAAUAGAGAGACGGCGGCGGCAUGGGAGAAUGGAGAGAGGGGCAUGGCCUGGUGGAUCUGGGCAGUGCGUAUGUCGGAUUUGGGCGGCGUGGGGAUCAAAUAGAGAGACGGCGGCGGCAUGGGAGAAUGGGAGAGAGGGGCAUGGCCUGGUGGAUCUGGGCAGUGCGUAUGUCGGAUUUGGGCGGCGUGGGGAUCAAAUAGAGAGACGGCGGCGGCAUGGGAGAAUGGGAGAGAGGGGCAUGGCCUGGUGGAUCUGGGCAAUGCGUAUGUCGGAUUUGGGCGGUGUGGGGAGAUCAAAUAAAGAGACGGCGGCGGCAUGGGAGAAUGGGAGAGAGGGGCAUGGCCUGGUGGAUCUGGGCAGUGCGUAUGUCGGAUUUGGGCGGCGUGGGGAUCAAAUAGAGAGACGGCGGCGGCAUGGGAGAAUGGGAGAGAGGGGCAUGGCCUGGUGGAUCUGGGCAGUGCGUAUGUCGGAUUUGGGCGGUGUAGGGAUCAAAUAG